This is a messenger RNA of Coniosporium apollinis CBS 100218, 582 nucleotides long. RefSeq lists its product as uncharacterized. The record is from RefSeq and is a predicted model, not a curated record. Bases 1 to 582 code for a protein of 193 amino acids. Lineage: Eukaryota; Fungi; Ascomycota; Dothideomycetes. The transcript is spliced from 2 exons.
AUGCCUUUCCGCGAGCGUAUGAAGAAGGCCUUCAAGCGGUCGCCCUCGAACAGCGAAACGUCCUCUCUGAGCAAGACAGACUCAGGCAAUCCCAACGUUUACCAACCGGGCGAAAAGAUACCACAACCCAAGUAUCGGCGUCCAGUCCAGAAGGAACACAAAGAGAAGCUGGAGAAUUUCUCUUUCUCUAAUGCAUGGAGGAAGUCAAGCCAACAAAGCGGCGAUUACAGUCCGAUGGGUAGCAGGGCGCCAAGCAGGAGGGGUAGUUUAGCAAGCAUAUUCGGUGUAGGCGGUCGGAAGAGCUUCCAGUCCAGGAGGGGAGAAAGUACAGUCGAGGAAGGCGAAGGCGAUGAUACGGAUGUAAAGAAUGUGGGUCUGUCCAACCCCAAUAACCAUGAAGGAGCCAACGCAGGCGCAUCAGGUGCUCCCAUGUCCUUGAAUCAGAUCACCAACCAACCAUCCGGCUCAAGGCCUCAGAGUUCUAAUGCAAAUGGCGGUCGCACUUCUCCAUACCAGCAGCCUUUCACCCAGGAGGACCUGACGCUAGCGCUGAAGAGGUCACGUCUCGAUGCGCCGACGUAG